Sphenostylis stenocarpa is the source of this 1713-nucleotide messenger RNA. The record is from the annotation of a GenBank genome assembly. Lineage: Eukaryota; Viridiplantae; Streptophyta; Magnoliopsida; Fabales; Fabaceae.
AUGGCAUUUGAGUGCCCAAAUAGGACUGAGGAUUCUCAAAAUUUGGCACACUUUGUAGCAAAUCCAGGCAUAGGCAUAGUUGAAACUAAUCAGCUUAGUUCCAAAUCCUUCACGGAAGGAGUAGCAACCAAAAAUCUCGUUCCAGGUAGCAGACCUGAAUCUGGGAAGGGUGUGAAGCUAAAGGGAGCAUCCGAGAUUAAUUCGAAGAAGGGAACCAAAGCUCCGGCCAGUGCUUUGAACCAGUCAUCAAUUCCUGGUGAUGUGGUUUUAGAUUUUGGUUUGUCCAUCACUGACCUUCCUCCUGCAUUGAUAUCUGAAAUUCUCAAUUUCCUUGACCCGAAAGAUCUAGGCAUUGUUUCGUGUGUCUCGACGAUUUUUCAAAGAGUUGCAUCCGAGCAUCAUGCUUGGAAGCAAUUCUAUUCUGAAAGGUGGGGGCUUCCAACAGCUUCCUUGGCUGUGGAUUCGGGUGUUGUGGAUGAUGAUAAGUCAUGGAAGGAACUUUUCGUGGAAAGGGAGUUUAGGAGUAAGACUUUUAUGGGACGAUAUAGUAUUGAUGUGUUGUAUGGCCAUACUGAGGCAGUUAGGACUAUUUUCCUAUUGGCAUCUGCAAAGCUCAUAUUUACCUCUGGGUAUGACUCUGUUGUGAGGAUGUGGGACAUGGAGAAUGGGUUGUCGAUUGCUUCAUCAAGGCCCCUUGGUUGCACCAUUCGCGCUGUUGCAGCAGAUAGAAAACUACUGGUUGCUGGUGGCACUGAUGGAUUUAUUCAUUGUUGGAGGGCUGUAGAAGGACUGCCUCACCUGUUUGAGCUUAGAGCCUUACAACAUCAGAAUACUGAGGUUCAACUUUGGGGACACGAAGGUCCUAUAACUUCCCUUGCUUUAGAUUUGUCUAGGAUUUACAGUGGUUCAUGGGACACUACUGUUCGAGUGUGGGACCGUCAUUCAAUGAAGUGUACUGCAGUGUUGAGGCACAGUGACUGGGUCUGGGCACUUGUCCCUCAUGAUACUAGUGUUGCCAGCACAUCAGGUUCAGAUGUGUAUGUUUGGGAUUCUUGUAAUGGGGCUUUGAUGACCAUUAUUCAUAAUGCUCAUGUUGGUAACACUUAUGCAUUGGCUCGGAGCCAUACAGGGGACUUCCUUUUUACUGGAGGUGAAGAUGGUGCAAUUCACAUGUAUGAGAUUGUAAAUGAUGGUUAUGAGUCUAAAGCUUGGCAUGUUUCUACUUGGGUUCCUCACUCGGCUGCUGUGUAUUCCCUUGCAUUUGAAUUUCCAUGGCUUGUUUCAGCAUCAAGUGAUGGUAAGCUGGCUCUAAUUGAUGUGAGAAAGCUGCUGAGGACUAGCAAACGAGCUCUAGGGAAGAGAGUUUCAAAGGUAAAGCAUUUGAGUGGAGACAUAGUAGAGCCUCCACAGAGGAUGUUGCAUGGAUUUAAGAGCAAUCUUUUCGCUGUGGAUAUAGGAGCUGAUCGAAUUGUGUGUGGAGGUGAAGAAGGUGUUAUCAGGAUCUGGAAUUUCACAGAAGCUCUGGAAAUUGAGCGGAGAGUCCGUGCAUUAAGAGGAAUACGAUUGGAGAACAGAAUGAGGCGACGGAAGCUCCAAACAGAGCUUAGCAAUAAAAGUGGUCGGAGUGAUCAGUGUUCAGUUGCAGCCAAGAAGAAUUCUGCCCCUUGUACUUGGCCCAAUAAACGUGGGAUGAGCGGAAAGCUGAAAGCAUAG